Vicia faba (fava bean) is the source of this 1422-nucleotide messenger RNA. The record is from the annotation of a GenBank genome assembly. Lineage: Eukaryota; Viridiplantae; Streptophyta; Magnoliopsida; Fabales; Fabaceae.
AUGUUCCACAACACCACCAACAACCACCACGCCGUAACCAUCUCCGACGACGAAACCGAUGAACUAGGUCGUAUGCGCGUUCGCGCUCGCCGGAAACGGAAGAAACUCGGCAACCGUCGAUUAAUCAGGAAGCUUCUAGUCAAAUACUGGAUGCUACUCGUCAUUAUUCCAGCUGCGUUUUUGCUGUUCUACGAGGCAACACGAAUUGGUCUAAGACCUAGUGCUUCUAAAAAUAUUGCAACAGCAUCUGGUAAUCAAGAUGAUGAUCGAUCUAGUCCUACAUUGGUUCAAGGAAUGCAUGUCAAAAGUAAUUUGAAUCGCCUUGAUCCUACUACGCAUGUUGUUGCUGGUAUUAGAGAACGUUGCUUGAAGCUUCUACCACCUGAAAAACUUGAGCAACUAGAGAUUCCCGUGGAAGAAGAAUCUAGUUUACCUAUUCGUGAAGUCUUGUACGUGUCAGGGAAUGAUUUGUCUUUUGAAGGAGAAAAUGCUACAUUGUCUCAAUUGCGUGCGGAGGAUACAAGGUUUAAUUUAUUUACUGGAAAUCAAACAUUUGAGGAAAGAGAUAGAAGUUUUGAGGUGAAAGAAACUACAUCGGCACAUUGUGGGUUCUACAGUGUGGAUGGAGGAUUUAGGAUAUCUGAUGAAGAUAAAAGUUUCAUGCAAGGUUGCAAAGUGGUGGUUUCUACUUGUGCAUUUGGUGGUGGAGAUGAUCUCUAUCAACCAAUUGGAAUGUCAGAGGCUUCACUUACAAAGGUUUGCUAUGUAGCAUUCUGGGAUGAAAUCACACUAAAAGCACAGGAAUUAGUGGGUCGCAGAGUUGGGGACAAUGGAUUUGUAGGAAAGUGGCGUGUUGUUAUCGUUCAGGAUCUUCCUUUUUCUGAUCAAAGGCUGAAUGGUAAAAUACCAAAGAUGUUAACCCAUCGUCUUUUCCCUCAAGCAAAAUACUCUAUUUGGGUAGACUCCAAGUCCCAAUUUAGGAGGGACCCACUAGGUGUGUUGGAAGCACUCCUCUGGCGUACAAAUACUAUACUUGCCAUAUCAGAACACGGAGCUCGUAGCAGUGUCUAUGAAGAAGCCAAGGCUGUUGUCAAGAAAAACAAAGCCAAGCCGGAGGAAGUUGAAGUGCAACUGAAUCAAUACAAAAAAGAUGGCUUGCCUGGAGACAAAAGGUUUGAUGGAAAGAAAGCUCUAUGUGAAGCCUCUGUUAUCGCGAGGAAGCUCACACCGCUAUCUAAUCUGUUGAUGUGUGUCUGGUUUAAUGAGGUGGUUCGCUUCACUUCUAGGGAUCAGCUCAGCUUCCCGUAUGUUCUGUGGAGGUUGAAAGCAUUCAAAGACAUCAAUACGUUCCCUGUCUGCACGCGCAAGGAUUUGAUCAAUAGCAUGGGCCACAUCCGCAAGGCAAGACCACUGCAAAAAUGA